AUCAAAAAAAAAAAAGGAACUCCCUCCUCUUCUCGAGCAAACUCUAGAAGUUGUUCAAUCCUCAAUUCUUCAUCUCUCGCACCUUCUAAACUCUCUCUACUUCUUCUCCCUCUCGACAACUUUCUAAUCCAGCUACAGCUACAAACACAAAGAUCUCUCCUUUAUUUCAGGGAAAAUGGCAGAACCAGCUUACACGGUUGCCUCGGACAGCGAAAACACAGGAGAAGAGAAAUCAUCAUCAUCUCCUUCACUACCCGAAAUAGCAGUUGGAAUCGAUAUUGGUACAUCCCAAUGCAGCAUAGCAGUUUGGAACGGCUCUCAAGUUCACAUCUUGAGGAACACAAGAAACCAGAAACUAAUCAAAUCAUUCGUCACUUUCAAAGACGAAGUCCCUGCAGGAGGUGUGAGCAACCAGCUCUCACACGAGCAAGAAAUGCUAACCGGAGCAGCCAUCUUCAACAUGAAACGUCUCAUCGGCCGUGUAGACACAGACCCUGUGGUUCACGCCAGCAAAAACCUUCCUUUUUUUGUUCAAACGCUAGACAUUGGAGUCAGGCCGUUCAUCGCUGCGUUGGUGAACAAUGCUUGGAGAUCCACAACUCCAGAGGAAGUUCUUGCGAUAUUUCUUGUGGAGUUGCGUCUAAUGGCUGAAACUCAGCUGAAACGUGCCGUGAGAAACGUUGUUCUCACGGUUCCUGUUUCUUUCUCCAGGUUUCAGCUCACAAGGAUGGAGAGAGCUUGUGCUAUGGCUGGACUUCAUGUUCUUCGUUUGAUGCCUGAACCAACCGCAAUCGCGUUGCUUUACGCGCAGCAGCAGCAGAUGACUACGCAUGAGAAUAUGGGAAGUGGAAGCGAGAGGCUUGCGGUUAUAUUCAACAUCGGUGCUGGUUAUUGUGACGUUGCGGUUACAGCGACUGCUGGUGGCGUUUCGCAGAUCAAAUCCUUGGCGGGAAACGCCAUUGGAGGAGAAGACAUUCUGCAGAACACAAUGCGCUAUAUCGCUCCUCCGAACAAAGAAGCUUCAGGGUUGCUCCGUGUAGCGACGCAGGACGCUAUACACAGGCUGUCUAGUCAAGAAAACGUCCAAAUCGAAGUGGAUUUGGGAGACGGCGACAUGGUUUCCAAGGUUCUUGAUAGGUUGGAGUUUGAAGAAGUGAACGAGAAGGUGUUUCAAGAAUGCGAGAGGCUUGUUGUGCAGUGUCUGCGAGAUGCGAGAGUGGAGAGUGGUGAUAUCGACGAUGUGAUUAUGGUGGGAGGGUGUUCUUGCAUCCCGAAAGUAAGAGCCAUUCUCAAGAACGUAUGCAAGAAAGAUGAGAUUUACAAAGACGUGAAUCCUUUAGAAGCUGCGGUGAGAGGUGCAGCUUUGGAAGGUGCUGUGACUUCAGGGAUUCACGAUCCGUUUGGGAGCUUAGAUCUCUUGACUAUACAAGCCACGGCUCUUGCGGUUGGUGUAAGAGCUAACGGAAACAAGUUCGUACCAGUGAUUCCACGCAACACGAUGGUUCCUGCGAGGAAAGACCUCUUCUUCACGACGGUUCAUGAUGACCAGAAGGAAGCUUUGAUCGUUGUGUGUGAAGGAGAAGGAGAGACUGUUGAAGAGAAUCAUCUUCUUGGAUUUUUCAAGAUCGUUGGGAUUCCUCCAUCGCAGAAAGGUGUUCCGGAGAUUAAUGUUUGUAUGGACAUUGAUGCGUCGAAUGCUUUGCGUGUUUUUGCAGCUGUGUUGAUGCCUGGCUCGAAAAGCCCUGUGGUUCCUGUGGUUGAAGUGAGGAUGCCGACGGUUGAUGAUGGACAUGGUUGGUGUGCUCAAGCUUUGAAUGUGAAGUAUGGAUCUACUCUUGAUUUGAUUACUCUCCAGAGGAAGAUGUAAGGUUUUGAAUAAAAAAUCGGUUGGUGAUAGUUUUUAGAAUGAUGAGAUGUGAGAGUCUGUUUGAUAUUAUGAUCUUUUAGAGGAGAGUUUGUAUAGUUUGUGUGUUGGGUGUGUUGUAUUUAAGUUGUAAACAAUGUUCAUAUGUGUAAUGAAGUAAUACUGUUCUUGUAGAAUAACAUUCUUUCU
Eutrema salsugineum is the source of this 2053-nucleotide messenger RNA. RefSeq names its product heat shock 70 kDa protein 8. NCBI's taxonomy places the organism in Eukaryota, Viridiplantae, Streptophyta, Magnoliopsida, Brassicales, Brassicaceae. Gene Ontology annotation, molecular function: ATP hydrolysis activity; misfolded protein binding; ATP-dependent protein folding chaperone. Gene Ontology annotation, biological process: cellular response to unfolded protein; protein refolding. The coding region runs from base 176 to 1867 and encodes 563 amino acids. The record is from RefSeq and is a predicted model, not a curated record. The transcript has 2 exons. Gene Ontology annotation, cellular component: cytoplasm.